AUGCGCAGCAACCGGACUCAUACAACGACAGUGCUCGUCGCAAGCUGGCUUACUGCCCUGCUGGCGCUGGUCGCCGCAGAAGUGUCGCCAACUUCGCUGGCGAGCUCACCAAGAGCUGAUGUGACACUAGGGGCAAAAAGUAAUGUUUCGUACAGCCCGCUCUUGUCAAGUUUAUUCUACGCUAAAAAAAAACUCGAUGAAGCGGAUGUUUUUCAAGUAGCUGAAUCGAGGUACGGUUAUGGUGGAGGGCAUCACGGUCACAAACAAUACGGAGGUCAUGGUAGACAAGAGGCUCGCCGUUACUAUGGAGGACAACGGCAUCAUGGACAUUAUGGCGGACAUCAUCGGAACGACGGGCGAGAUUACAAAAAUCACCAUGACCAUCAUGGAAGGCAUGGCAACAGACAUGGCGGUCAUCGGCACAAUCGGUAUCACAACAACCACCGAGGAAAUUACCACCACGGACAUGAAGGCGGAAGACAUCGUUAUGGAAAUCAUCAUGGUGAACGAGGUAAAGAGGGGGGUCACUACGGGAACAAUCAUUACAAAAAUCGCGGACAUCGAAAUCACGGUCACAGGAAUGUGUAUCACAAAGAGGAUUCAGCUCAUCACAGCAGAUAUUAUGACGAUUAUCAUGAUGGAGACCAUCGCCGGAAGUAUCGCGAUCAUCAUAGACACCAUGAUAGACACGGCGGAGGCGAGCGGCACGGUCAUCACCAUCGACAACACCACGGACGGUAUCGCCACGGCGAUGACUACCACCGGCAUGGUGGAGGCCAUCACAAGAACCAUCAUGGUGAACAUGGACGUCAGGGACACGAGCACCAUCGCGAACAUGGACAGCACCGUCGUCAUGGAGGAGGACAUCAUAGAGGAUCAUAUCAUCAUAAUGGCGGACACCACCACCAACAGGGGCAUCAUCGCCAUGGUCGCCACGGAUACCACUAGUCAACUCUAAAAUAGUUAUACUCCUCCACGUAGAGAACCCUGUUUUUCAGCUAUUGUUUUUUGCGUAACACCAACGCUUUCUUUGCCCAAGGAAAUGUUAUUGUCUUGUUAAAUAUUAUUACUAGCAUAACACAAGUGGCUCUUCAUGUCCUUGUCGUUAAUGAAUGCUUUGCUAUAAUUCUAGUCGUAAGGUUAUUUCUUAUGAAAUUGUUCUUGUAUAAAGGCUAUAUACGUACAUAUAAUAAUGAUGUUGUUCUCGUCUACGAUAUAUGAAAUCUAUGCUUUUACAUACAUUAACUUUUUCAUAUCUGGCCUCAAAAUGUAUCAUCACCACCACUUAGGUCAUAUUGUGUA
This is a messenger RNA of Varroa destructor (honeybee mite), 1302 nucleotides long. RefSeq lists its product as uncharacterized. The record is from RefSeq and is a predicted model, not a curated record. Lineage: Eukaryota; Metazoa; Arthropoda; Arachnida; Mesostigmata; Varroidae.